This is a messenger RNA of Rangifer tarandus platyrhynchus (Svalbard reindeer), 330 nucleotides long. Lineage: Eukaryota; Metazoa; Chordata; Mammalia; Artiodactyla; Cervidae. The record is from the annotation of a GenBank genome assembly.
AUGGUGAAAGUGGUGAAGCUGCCAUUGAAAAUAACCUUGAACCUGGUCUGCUCCAAUAUGGAGACCAAAUCCGUAACUGCACCAUUGAAGGAGUUUUGUAAAGAGGAAGAAGUGAUGUAUGAGGAAACGUUUGCAGGAACCCACCACGAAAAUGACCAGGCCUGGGAGGAAGGUCUGUGGAGGAAGACGUCUGUUCUGGAGGGGACGGGAGAGUCCCAGAACUGCCAGAGGGCCAGUGUCAAGUGUGAAAGACGUCCACCGAGGUCUGCUGUUAAGAGCAGAUCUCAAGGGUCUGUCGUUCAGCCACAUUUAAUCCUUUGUGGAGUGUAG